This is a messenger RNA of Cetraspora pellucida, 1833 nucleotides long. The record is from the annotation of a GenBank genome assembly. Lineage: Eukaryota; Fungi; Glomeromycota; Glomeromycetes; Diversisporales; Gigasporaceae.
AUGUUCGAACUUAUUUCUUUUAAUCGAAGCAAGCACUCUAACUCAUCGUUACCAUCUCUUCCUCGGGAAUGUCUUUUUCCAAUAAUUUCUCAUCUUAGUAAUGAUAAAGGAACUUUACAUUCGUGUCUUUUUGUAUGUCGUUUUUGGUUUCAAGAGGCCGCUCGAGUAUUAUGGAGUCAACCUUUCAAACUCUUAUACACAUGCAAGAAAAAGCAGUGUAACUGUUCAUCGGAGAAACGAAGAUACCAAUCUGCAAAUUUAUUAUUAGUUUAUCUUGCUUGUCUUAUGCACCAAUACAAAGAUGAUUUUCUUAAGGAAGAACCUACUUCAGAACUUCCGCCGCCACCACUGCUCAACUAUAUAGAAUAUUUGCAGAAUGUUGACUUGAACGAAUUAUAUUCUUCGAUUGAAGAUUGGAUGAAAACAUCAUAUAAUUUAACAAGAUAUAGAAAACCAAAGAUAAUAAAAUUUAUAAAAAAAAGAAUUUAUCGAAAUAUUUUUGUUGACCGAGAUUUAAUAGACUAUACAAUAUUCAUCAGAUUUUUAGCAAAAUUCACAUUUAAGAAUGAAAUUUCUCUUAGAUAUCAAGAAUAUUUUUAUGACAACUCAUGCCGGGAUUUAUUGGUUCAUAAUAUUAUAAAAACUUUCAUGACACAAUGUCCAAAACUAGUACAAAUAUCGAUUGAACAACGACACCUUUAUACUCGAAAGCCGAAUGAAUAUUUUUGUUCAUCACUUAGAAAAGAAAGGUCACUUCGUUUAGAUUAUUGUAACCUACCUACAGGAGAUUAUGAAUCUUUAAGUAAUUAUUCCAUUGCUGUACCAUGUUUACAUCAACUUACCGAGUUAAUAUGUACAACAAAACGACGGAAAGCCAGUUUAUUACUCUCUUUAUCACAAUUUUCUCAUAAUAUUGAAUUCAUGGCGAUAACUAUUAGUUAUCAACGUGAUUUAUUUGGUGGAGAUGUGGUAAGAAUUUAUGAACAACAAAAGGUUGAAAAUGAAGCUUAUUGUUUGGCUACAUUAAUCGAGUCACAAAAAAGAUUACGUAGCUUGAGAUUACACGUAUGUUCUGAAGGAUUAUCUACAAUAAUGGUAGCAUUAAAGACUCAAAUUAAUUCUUUAAAUUCUUUAAGUUUUGUAAGCGUUAAAUUUUUUGGAUAUGAGAUAUUAAGUUAUUUAAUGUCAUUGAAAAAACUUCAAAGACUUGAAUUUAUUUCAUCAAGUUUUAAAGAUGAACCUGAUGAAAUGGUUCCAUCAAUAUUGACCAACUUGAGUUUUUCAUAUCUAACUGAACUCAAUUUCAAUGGAUCAUAUAUUACAAAUGAGAUAUUAGGGACAUUCUUAAAAAUUUCUUAUCCAAAUUUAGAAACCCUUAUUAUUGGAAAACAAAACCUUCGAAAUGGAUCACAAAGUUUCAUCACAGGUUCUCGUAAAAUAAUUAGUCGUAUACCGACACUAUAUCCUGAAUUAAAACAUCUCAAAUUAUAUCUGACUCUUGAUGAAAUACCUCAACUUAUACCAAUAUUUUCCUGCAACAAACUUGAAACGAUAACUCUAGCUGGAUACACACAAAAGUCAGGUCAGGAAAUAUUUUUAAAUGAAUCUAAGUUCAAAAAAUUAGAUAGCUUUGAAAUUGUUGAUUCAAAAAAUUUCGGUAACGAACAUUUAGAAGUCAUUAUUAAAUGUUUGAAAGAUGUCAUAAAAAAGUUGGUUUUACGUACUAAAAAUAGGUUAAGUCGUAGAUUAAUUAAGAAAGCUGGGAAAUUUUUUGAUAUUAAUUAUCAAAGAGGCCCACCAAGAAGUAAUAGUAUGUACGGACAUAAAUUUUGA